GUUGAAACAAUAAACAAUAAGUUUGUUGGAACGCCUAAAUUGUGACUGUGCAGACUCCUGACGACCACCGGCUAUUUCUGACUGUUGUGUUUAUAAAUGUUUUUCUCUAAUUACAAUACAACUCUUUACAAUACAAAUCAAUUAGCUUACGAAUGUUAACGAAUUUUCGAAAAAUGAAAUAUUUUGGUGUUUUGCUUUGUUUUACCAUCGUUUGGAGUUACAAAUUACCUGGUGCUAUAAAAACUUGCCACAGAAGUCAACCGGACUUCGCCGAAUGCGUUGCCAAAGGCAUGAGAGUCGGUCUGGAAGCCUUUGCGUCAGGAAACAAGGAGAUGGGAGUGCCCCCGUUGGAUCCUUACUUUGUCGAAAAAUUGGAUAUCAAAACGGCUUCUUCCAGCGGCAAUUCGGUCUCCCUUCAUUUGAUUUUUAGCAAUUUGCUUGUUCACGGUAUGACAAAUUCCGAUGCCGUACACAUGGAAUUGGACGUGGAUAAGGGCUGCAGUUGGAUAAUGGACGUCGAUACUGCUUUGAUUAAACUUGAGGGUGAUUACGAGGUUGAAGGAAAAGUUUUGGUGUUUCCGUUAAACGCGCGAGGAAAGGCUGUUGUAUCACAAGUGAUGCUGCAUAAUAGGCACAGCAUGUGGUGCGAGAAAUAUAAGAAAAACGGGAAAACAUAUAUUCGUUUUACGAAUUACACCAUGGAUAUGCAUCCUGAAAAGAUGAUCUAUAACUUUUCCGACGUUUUCCCGUCUAACAAGCAAAUCGAAAACGAGAUUAGUAAAACGCUGAACGAAAACAGUAUAGAGAUUUUCAAUGAAAUGAGGAGUUCGUUCGAGCAAAUAUUUUCUACAAUACAUAUUACAGUGGCUAAUCAAAUCUUGUCUAAGAUUCCUUUCGACGAAGUAUUUUUGCCCUAAAUGAAGAUCGCCUGCGUAACCAUAGUAAAUUCAUUGAUUAUUUUAAAUUGUAACACGCACAUUAAAUAAAAAGAUAAAAAAA
Molecule: messenger RNA, 999 nt
Organism: Phyllotreta striolata
Lineage: Eukaryota; Metazoa; Arthropoda; Insecta; Coleoptera; Chrysomelidae
Source: the annotation of a GenBank genome assembly